CUUUUUACAAGCGAUCAUUUAUUUAUUCUUUUUCCCACGUUUUUUUAAUUCUCAUCUCUUUCAUUUUCAGAGAAAAAAAAUGGAACCAUCAACAUACACACAAAUGCAAAAUCAGCAACAAAGACAAAAAACCCCUUCACCAUCAUCAACUACAAUAAUGCAACCACCUCCAACUCCUCCUUCUACUACGAAUAACACUCCAGCGCCUAAUGGAUUGACAUCACGUGGAAAAACAAUUCCUAUAGAGAAAAGAAGCGAUAUUGCGUGUAAUGGCGCAGAAGAUAAAGAUACUCCGCGUAACCAACCAAAGAAAAAAAAUUUAAGAAAAAGAAAAAUUAAUAACAAUAGUAAUAAUGAGAAAGAUGAGAAAGAAAAAGCUGGAGAAAGAGAUAGUAAAUCAAAGAAAGCUAGAGUCAAAGACGUGAUCAAACUUAAGAAACCGAAAAAUCCUUAUUUGUGUUUUGCAAAAGCAAAUAGAGAUGAAUUUAGAAUAAAGUAUCCGGAUGCACUUUCAAGAGAGAUAACUUCAUUACUCGGGAAAGCAUGGAAAGAAUUAAGCGAUGAAGAGAAAAAGCCGUACAUUAAAAUGGCACGAGAUGAAGCCAAAGAAUACAAUCUAGCUAUAAACGAGUUCAAGGAAUUGGAAAAGAAUAUCGAUAAUGAAGAAAAGGAGGAUUUGAAUUUUUCACAUGGUAUUCCAUCCGAACAAUUUGUAGAUUUUAAAUCAUUGCUCGGAUCUCCAAUUUCUUUCGGUCCAUUUGAAGCGAACCUUGAGGCUCAACAUGAAAUUUUAUCGCAAGGCAGAGAUUAUGUUCCAAGUGAAAUUAAAUCUAGCGAAUCUCCAUUGGGCAUUUAUCAAGCGAAAGAAUCAACAACGAGAGCAGCUGUUGAUAAUAUAGACGCAUCACAACAAUCGAAACAACCGCAACGACCGCAGCAACCGCAGCAACCGCAGCCUGUUCAUGAUAUACCCUUUCCUUGUGAAGAACAAAAUAAUUAUAUGCCAAUGCAACAUUCUUCUCAAUCAUUACAGCAAUCUCAACUAAAUUCACAAUCUAAUUAUAUACAAUUCGACUUACAAACAUCGCAGCAUCAGUCUCAAAACAAGCCACAUUGUCAGUAUAACACGAACAUGAUAAAUUCUCAAUGUUUAAACCAACAAAAAAAUCAACUCAUGAAUUCUCAGGAAGGGUCACAAGUGCAAGAAGUGAUGCCUCUAUCUCAGCAAAAUCAAAUUUGUCAACAGCCAUUUCAACAGCCUAUGCCUUAUGCUUCAUCGCACAUGCAACCAUUCGACCAUAAACUAUAUCCAAAUAACUGUAAUAGUUCACACGACAUGAAGAUCCAGAAUAUGCCGGAGAUUUCCAAUUGUCCUCCAACGCAACCUUAUAUGCCACCAUCAACAUCUCAAAUUCACCAAAUGCAACAAAUAUCGUGUCAACCUCAUCAGCAACAGAUGAUGUUUCAACAUCACAUGAUGCAACCUUCGUGGCAAAUUCCAAGUUUUAUUCCAACUCAAACCAACCAUCAGAUAAUGCCAUUACAACCUAGUACGCGCUAUAAUCAAAUGCAGUAUAACCAGAUGCAGUAUAAUCAGAUGCAGUAUAGUCAGCCGAUGAAUUCUUAUCGUGAAAUGUUACCUCUUCACAGCACUGGCAUCGGUAUGCCGCAAUUUAUGUCUUCUCAUCAGAUGCAACAUGAUCAAAUGCCACAGGUAAUGCAACCACUAAUGAUGAAUGAUAAACAACCUUCGGUUUAUCAAAUGGACAUGUAUGAUAUGCGUCAACGUCAAAAUCCAAUUCUUCAACAUCAUCAAAUGAAUUGGCGGACAUAUUAAAAUUAGCAACAUGUAAAUAAUAGAUGCUUAAUGUAUUAUAAUUCGUACAAUUUAUCUAUCUUAAUAUUUAUAAUUAUAAUAAUAUUACUUUACUGUAUAUUAUCCGUUGAGAAAAAGGGGACAGUUUUAAAUUUUUUUAAUAAUAACCAGUC
Rhizophagus irregularis DAOM 181602=DAOM 197198 is the source of this 1989-nucleotide messenger RNA. RefSeq lists its product as uncharacterized. Lineage: Eukaryota; Fungi; Glomeromycota; Glomeromycetes; Glomerales; Glomeraceae. The record is from RefSeq and is a predicted model, not a curated record. Gene Ontology annotation, molecular function: DNA binding, bending.